CUUUUGCAACAGGAUGGCUGAGCAACGUCAGGAUUUCAAUAUGAUGGAAGACCAUUCGAUGAGCCAAGCUAAGCAGAUCCCAUCAGGCUAUCCCCUGCAGAUACCAGUUGACGAUGGAUCAGAUGAGCCCACUUCCGAGACCUCUGAUGCUAAGAGCACCCCGACGAUGGAAGAUGCCACAGCGCCCUUAGUGGAGGAGAGAGCACAUGAGGAUCGGAUUGCAGCUCGGCAGCAUGUGGAGAUACCCGAAGGAACCACAGCUGAGGAAGCAGGUGUGGGAGCUACUCCUAACCUUGAGGAUCAAGCUGCAGGAGAUGGUGCUCAAGAAGAGCUGAGCUCCCCAAGGCUAUGGGAGAGUGUGGAACCUGGAAUUCAGGAGCACGUGGCAAGUGAGACUCAGCCAGAAAAACAAGCAGGUGAGGUUCUUCCAGCGACUGUCCUCCCUUUACGUGAAAUGCAGACUGGAGAACAGGCAGCAGCAGUUCCUGCCAGAGCUGAGGCCACCAUACCAGUCCCUCCAGGCACAUAUGAAGACUUCAGAGCCUUUGAAGAAAGCCAGGAGGCUGUCUCCAGAACUGAGCUCUGGGACCGUGGUGGAAAAGAGGACGUUGGAGUGGGUAAAGCGUUGGCAGAUGAAGCAGGUCAUGAUGUGUGCAUGGAAGAAUUUGCCACAUCAGCCGUUUCCGAAUUCUCUCAGGGUGCUCCAAGUGGUGGAAUGUUCUAUCAGGAGAAACUGGCUGCUCCCUUUGAAAAGUGGCACCCGGGUAUUGAUGAUGUGGGGUCUGAGCCAGUUGACAACUCCCAUAUUCAAGACAGGCCGUAUCCUUUAUACAGCAGAGGUAAAUUGAAAGAAGAGGCCGCUGGGCAUGAAAAAGAUGAAGACCGUGACAUUGAUGAAACUAUUCCGCAGGAUUCACCUUCCUCAUUAGGACCGCAAGACUCUCCACUGCUUGAAGCAGCCGAGGAAGCUGUGGAGGUGCAUGGCUUUCCAGCAGACGGCCGACCCGAAGAUAAUCUGGCAGAAAUAUCUAGAGAGACUCCUGUUACUGAAAGGGAAGCUCAUAAAGCAGGACAGAUCCUAGAUGAGAGACGGCCGUGGUUGUCAGGGAAAGGAUAUGAUGAUGUUACCAAGAUGGAACCCUCUGAAAGUAUGUACCAAGUGGAAGUUGAAGCUAAUGUAAUUAGGGAGGGAGAAAUCUCAGGUUCUCCACUAGGUGCAACCAAGUUUCCUGAUAGGUUAAAUAAGGACGUGGCAGAUAGAAGUGUUUCCUUGCAACAGGAGAUGGGGGGAAUGGUGCAGGCCAUGGAAAAAGAAGAGGCACCCAAAAAGAAACCUGCAACUCGCAUGUCAGAGAAACAAGUCAGUCGGGUUCCUCAUUUAAAAGCUCGUAUUGACAGUAAAGACAAAGAUGGAACUGAUACUGAAGAGAAAAAGCCUAAGACAUCCACACCUUCCUCUGCCAACCCCCUGAAAGAUAGAUCCUCCAUUACCCCCCAACGACCCUCCUCUGUUAGUACAACCCCUUUGAAAAACCCCUCCAGUCCUGCUGAGUCCUCAGUACCAGCUUCCACUCCUAAACGAGUCUCUUCUAUCACAUCCCGACCUGCCAGUACAGGAACGAAAGAAACAAAGCCAAAGGGUCCGGAGAUGAAAAGCGGAAUGAAGAUGGCCGCUCCCAGGUCUGCCACACAGACUCAAAAAAGCCCGGCCAACGCUACCCGGAUCCCGGCAAAAACGCCCACGGCCCCCAAGACGCCUCCCAAUGCUGCUGGCAGGAAGGAGCAGAGAAAGCCGCCUACCACAGCAGCAAAAUCUGAGAAAGGUGAGCCCGCGAAGUCUGGAGACAGAAGUGGUUACAGCAGCCCUGGCUCACCUGGGACCCCCGGUAGCCGUUCCCGCACGCCCUCCCUGCCAACUCCCCCGAACAGGGAGCCCAAGAAGGUGGCAGUGGUUCGCACGCCACCGAAAUCCCCUGCUUCUGCCAAGAGCCGCCUGCAGACGUCUACCGCCCCCAUGCCUGAUCUGAAAAACGUCAGGUCCAAGAUUGGUUCCACUGAAAACCUGAAGCACCAGCCAGGAGGUGGAAAGGUGCAGAUAAUGAAUAAGAAGCUGGAUCUUAGCAACGUUCAGUCCAAGUGUGGCUCAAAGGAUAAUAUCAAACACAGCCCAGGAGGAGGCAGUGUGCAAAUUGUUUACAAGCCUGUAGACCUGAGCCAUGUGACAUCCAAAUGUGGUUCCUUGGGCAACAUUCAUCAUAAACCAGGUGGUGGCCAGGUGGAGGUGAAAUCGGAGAAACUGGACUUCAAAGAGAAGGUGCAGUCGAAAAUUGGGUCAUUAGAUAACAUCACCCAUAUCCCUGGAGGAGGGAAUAAAAAGAUCGAGUCUCACAAGCUGACCUUCCGCGAGAAUGCCAAAGCCAAGACUGACCACGGAGCCGAAAUCAUCUACAAGUCCCCCACCGUCUCCGGAGAUGCCUCCCCCCGUCGCCUUAGCAACGUCUCCUCCACCGGCAGUAUCAACAUGGUGGACUCCCCCCAGCUGGCCACGCUAGCUGACGAAGUGUCUGCUUCCCUGGCCAAGCAGGGCUUGUGAUUGCCUGGCCGUGGGCGGAGAGAAGAGAAGAAAAGAAAAAUCAAUCUGGCCUUCUUCCUCUGUUCCUUUUACAACUACUCCCCCCCUCCCCCUGCCCCCUAAAUGGGUAACGAUUUAACCUACUUUUACUGUCCAUUCAGCUCUGGCUCCAGGACUUCAAAAUCAGUAACAGCAUUAGGUAUAAACCCUCAUCUUCCCCAGGCGAUCUUAGCCCCGUGGAAAGGAACCCCCCCCUCCCCCUAAAAAGGGAGUUUGGUUUCUGGAGAGGUUGGUGCUGCUUAAAUUUAACUUCAAGGUACAAGCCUGUUCCCAUCUCAGUCAGACUGAUCCCCGGCCCGCCAAAGAUACCGGCACCUCCCCACCCACCUCUAACAACAUCCCCGGUUGCUUUCCAGCACCCACCCACCUGCCCACCCCCUGCUGGGGAGCAUGGGGCACUACACUCACCUUGGCAAUCUCACGUAUGCAGUGUUGUAGCAGUGUCGUUCCCAGGAUAUGAGACACCAGGAUGGGUGAGGUAAUAGCGUUUAUUGGACCAGCUUUGGUUGGUGAGAGAGACAAGCUUUCGAGCUAUACACAGCUCUUCCCUCCGGUCUGGGAAAGUACUUGGUGUCCCAGCUGAGUAACUGCGAGCACCCGAGGCAGAGCUCGAUGUAGCUGGAAAACGUCUCUCUCCCACCGCCAGAAGCUGGUCCAGUAAAGCUAUUACCUCGCCCGCUUGUGUCUCUGAUGAAAAUCUCAGACUAGUUAAUACUAUGUAGAACCCAGAGACAGUAUGGGAGGCCACCCACCUUCCCCAGGGACUUCUUGGGGAGGGAUGUGACAGAAACACCCCUUUUCUCCCCUGGAAUUUGGCCCCGAAGCUACUUGGAUUCCAGGUCACAGGCUGGGGCCCAGGAUCCGACUGUCUCUUCUCUAGUUAAAGGGCACCAGCCUUAUUCCUUAUACCCAGCAAAACUGACUUUCAAGUCCUGGGAGCCCACAGCUUCCCUACACUCGGAGCGAAUGGCACGUCCCGAAGGGGGUAGUACUAGUAGCCAUGGCAAACUCGCUGUUCCCAGAGCUGGUUCCUUUGUCUAGGCAAGGAUCUCGCCUGCUCUCUGGUUUGACUAAUGUGUGGUUUCAGGGCUCCUUCUUUUAACUCGUAUUAAUGACAACAACUGGCGACUUUUUUCUCCCAGGCUGUUUCUCUUACAAAAGGAUUUCAGCCUUCAACCCGGGCUUCUAGGGGCAAGGCCUGCUCCCACCACUGCUCUUCUCCUGAGCUGAGGCCUCUUACCCUACUUAAUUUGAUGGCCUUGGGCCUGUAUCCAGUUCACUGCCCUCUUCCUCCUAUCCCACUCCCACGCCUGCCAGCGUGUGCACUGUGUGGUCUGGAGUGCAGGCAACCCUGGAGCGCGGUCCCUCGGCAAGGCAACUAAACACUGGGUGAGUGGGUUGGGCGACCUGUUGUAAGAAACAGCAGAGUGCUGACCCAUCUGAAUGCCUAAGGACUAGUGUGAGGAGGGGGGGGGGGGAUGGCUGGAAUUUGUUUCCCUCCCUCAGCACCUGUAGCCUUUCUGUUCCUCACAUGGUAUGAGGCUAAGGCCAUGCUUGUCUGUGUCUGUCUGCCUGGUUGAUGUGGGCUUGAAUACGCUGAGGCUGGCCACACAGAUUUCUCAACUUGUGUGUCAGUUUCUGAGACACUGCCUCAGCUGUUGCAAAGUGAAAGUUCUCUUGCCCUGAUCUGAGCUGAAUGAAUAGAGGACUUCCGGGUUCUGUGCUAUCUUCCAGUAGAAAAGGGAGACGCUUGAGUUAGACACAUGUGGGACAGCUAAGAGCUGCGGGAUUUGAAUUCUCCAUCUUGUUAGCGUAACAAUGCCUAGACUGAAGGCACGUUUCUUUGGUCGGAGCAGUGGAUAGAGGGUGACAGAGCCACGGACAGAUGGAAAUAGCAUCACUAUUUCACCUAGCGAUUUUGGAAGAAAAUCUUUACGUCCAGGAGAUAAGAUGUGUCUGAAGAUAGAAAUUGGGCUUCCCUCUUCUCAAACCCAACUGCCUCCCCAUAAAUCCUGCCCCCCCCUCCCUUAUACUCCCAGGUGGCCCCUGCAUCUUUUAAGCUCCAAAAGCUGGCUCCAUGCGGUGGUAAUGAUGACACUAGGGACUAGCGAAGGGAUGCUCUUGAAGUGUAUCCCCGCUGCCCUAGUUUUGUCGGAGUGGUGCAUUUUAUGCUGGAGCUGUUGAGUUAGAUGAGUCUAGGAUUUUUUCUUUGGCAUACCCUCGUGUUGUAUAGUGGGAUUUGUCUGUAUAUGCUUGGAAAUCACCAGGGUGAUGAUUGUUCUAUAAAAAGCAUGUGUUGUAAAAUUCAGUAGGUAGGUUUUGAACUGCCCCCCUGUGCUCAGUACUGAGCUAGAAUUCAGUCAAAGCGACUCUCGCUGUUGUCUGUUUAAUCAGCAGAGGGUGAGAGCAAAUCUGGCUGAGGCCAGAGACAAAUGCAGUAGCACUGAACCGGGUCAGCAUUGACCCGGUAUGAUGGGAAAGGUGUUUCCGGAAGCUGGAGGGGUCUGGCCCCGUGAGCUGUGUGUGUGUUCUGGGAAUUUGGCCUGCAAACGAGAGAGAAGACUCGGGAAGUUCAUCGCACUGCUGAGCUGGUGAAAUUGUCCUGCUAGAUAAUUGGAGGUGGUCACUGAGCCCAACCCUUUGUCCUGUGUAGGACUGGGCCGUACGAGGUGUCCUCUGAAGCUUUUUCCGAUCUUCAUUAGAUGCCCCAGGUGAUGAGUCUGCCCCGGCUUCCUAUAGGUUAUUCCAUAGCCACCGCCCAGGAAACCCUUUCCCAAAGCCAAGUGCAGCUGUUAGCACCUGAGGGGGCUGGUAGUGGCGAUAGGAGUUCUGCAGGCCUGGUGAUCACUUUUCUCUGGAUCACAUUUGAACCCCUGGGUGCUAUAGAUCCCGGCAGCAUUUUAAUGGACGUUAAACUUUGAAAAAGAGGCAGAGCGGAUCCCCUCUUGUUCCACCCACUGAACGCCUCCUGGUGAUCUCCAGCAGGCUGGUCGGGCUAGAGGUCAGUGGAUUUUCGAAUCACGGAAGCACUUGCAGUCCCUGACAUGCCUGUACUGCCCUCCUUUGCAGAUGGGGAAAGGGAGGCAGGCUGGGAGGAGCGAUUGGCCCAAAGCGUCACUGAAUCAUUGAGCUGGGAUUAGAAUUUGGGGAGCCCGGGGGUCAAACCAGUAAAGCCUUUGAUUUCACAGGAGCAACAUUUCCUCCAUUACCCAGUGACCCGCUGGUGGGAGAACCAGAGGGCAGCUCUGUUCCUUGUUCUGAAACGCCAGCUGCUAGUUCCCACCCUGUGCAAUGUCUGCCGUGAGGCUGGGAACAAGGCUCACUUCUGUGCCAUUCACUAAUGGUCUUUGAUCACAGCCCCCAUAGCUGACUCCCCAGGGGCGUAAGGCAGAAGAAGCUUUAAUGUUUGGAAGUGGUGUGUUAGUCACAUCCUGUGGCUCCACCGUUAACACCCUGUGCAGAAGACAGGCCCGGCUUCUCUGAGGUCUGUGCUAGCUUACCCGACCACUCAUGCCCUAGUGUUGAGUGUCUCAUGCCCUCGCCUCUGACCUCAAGAGCUGCACUCAUUGCUAGACAUGGGGGGCGGGGUGGGAGGGUCUGUGAUGCCAUGUCCCUGCACCUGGCUUGGGGGCUGUGCGUCAGAGGGCCACAAUCACACCCUGGCAGGCAGGGGCUGCCUGAAUUCUAGCUCUGGAUUAAAUGGAGUACCAGGAACUCUGCCUCUUCGAUACCAGGGGGGCGUCUUCCCUUGCGAGAGGCUGAAUUAGGAAUUGGAAAAGAAAAUGCCAGGAAGUUGGGUGACUUCUUGGGGCUUUCAAGUGUCAAUUAUGGAAAAGUAGGUGAGCUGCUACUGGCCCUGCUGCCACCUUUGCACACGCUCCUUGUCUCCAGUGGCCACCGCGCCUGGCCGAGACGCUGUGUCCUUAAAGGAAAACUGCCCUUCAAAAGAGAAAGAACUGAGCGCUGCGGCGGGUUUGCACCAUUCUAACCCUUUGUUUUAGCCACUUGUUUACACCACCCUGAGUGCAACUUAAGGUUAAAACAAGACAAUAUGUCUCUUGCUGCUUUUGUUGCUAGGGCAACCUCCUCAGAACAAGCAUGAGGUCACUGGCCUUGGCGGCUGCUUGUCAGCCCUGCCCCUGCUGUGCAUGCAGUUCCCCUAGAUACUGCUGCACCUGAUCUGCCUUUCCUUCCCCCAUUGCCUGCCUCCAGGGCGGGGCUACAGGUGGGUUCGGUGAAGCUAAUUCGGAGGAUGAGAGGUCAUUAAAAAGUCAGUAUUAGGGAAAGGGGCAGAACCGCCUGAGGCGGCUGCUCCUCCAGUGGAGCUGGGGAUGCACUGGCCCAGUUCCCCCAGUGUACCCAGCAAGGUGCCUGUGUCGGGCCACUGCCAUGCUCGGGGGCAGGACUUCAAACAGCCCGGCCCUGUUCGGGUGCCUGCUAUUUUACGGGGUAGACCGGCCUCAACCAGCCCUUUGCUAAUGUGAGUAGCCCAGUGUGAACUGCGAGGUGCCAGCAACUGCCCCUUCUAGCUGUGCUGUUGCCAUCGGGCGCUCUGUUUGAGAGGCCCAGGGCUAUUGCGGUCUAGAGUGUAGUCCAGUAGCGGUGCUUGUUGCAACCGUACCUCCUGUAUGAUGAGCAGAAACUGCCCUGAGUUAGCACCUAAGAAACCUCCUCUUCCCAACCAGAGCUUAUGCUGCCCUCGGCCAGCAUCAAGCCAACCCCAGGUAACAGCAGGAUUUGGCCCAGCCUGAACGGAGCAGCCUGCUGCUCUUGUGCCAAAACAACAGCGACAGCAGGAGUCUUGGUUCUGGUGGACGAGCUAAUCUUAAGGCCGCUCAGGGGCAGGUACCUGGGUGAGUAAACUGCAUUCCAGCUGGCUGCUGGGCAAAGGCGGUCACGCCCGUUUUCCUUCUUCUAUUUACUUUCAAACUGAGCUGAAUUUCAGUGGUAGAUUUUUAAGCUGUGAAUCAGUUCAGCUGGUUUGGUGGGUGGCACAAAUUUGAGCCUGGAGGUUCUAGCCCCGGAGCCAUGGUCUGGUUUCUCUCGGGUGCCGCACUCCGGUGCUCAUUCUGAUCCGUCCUUCAGGAACCAAGAGGCGGCAGGUGAAGGUUGCCGGUAGCACUGGGUCCGCUUUGAACUUUGAAAGGGAGAUGCUCGCUGGGGCGUUGAGGGCAAGCAAGUCAGCCUGUUGGCCAGCACUUAUUUCCACAGGGGUCUCCCUGGAGAUGCAGCCCUAAUGUCAUCCUCAGCAAGCAUCCAGCUGACAAGGGUCACGUGACAGCCUGCAUUCACUGUCAAUAGUUCCACUUAACUGGACUCUAUGAUUGUAAGAACCUGUAAAGUCUGUGAUUAUCUUUGUAUCAUUGUGGGAUGAUAGGAACCCUAGGAGAUUUCUGUCCUAUGUCAAUGAGCAACUGGGAGAACCAUUUUAACCCUUUUCUGCUUCUACUAAAGACUGGGCACCUGCAGUGCUGUGAAUCUAAAACUCUCCUUAGCCACAUUUCACUGAGUACAGUGUGGCCAAAAUGACUUUGGCUUGCUGCAGUCCUCUGGCCCAGGCAGAGGUGAUGACUUUUGGCAGAGUCAGCACCCAGUUAUUUGAGAAUGUAAAUCGCUGGAGUUUCGGAAUGGGGGGUUUUAGUUUUAUGAACCCGGCCUGAAUGUCAUUUGUUGGGAGCUUACAGAAAUCUGCAGACUCAACCCCCUUCCCAGAUGUUUCAACUUGCUACUGUCAGACUCCUGCAGUCACUGCUGUGGCUAGAGCUUCUCUCCCUGCCCUUUCCAGCCCCCUACUCUGCUGUCAACUGACUUUACCCUCACGAGCUGGGUCCCAGCCUUCCUUUGCAGUACCCAGACACUCAUCUUCCAGCAAAGUAGCUAGUCCCAGUUCCCACCCUACCCCUCCAUUCCCCAAGAGCCCAAGCCUGACCUCCCAGCCCAUAGAACACGGUCAUUUUAUAGAUGUCACCUACCUGGGCCUUAAGCCAGGGCCUGAGAUUUACUGCUAAGGGAUGGUCCAUUGAUGUACUGUUCCUUUGGUCUGAAAAGGGUUAAAACUGGCACUAUAGAACCAUAUUUCUGAACUCCAAAAAAUGCUCCUUACAGGAAUUUGAAGUGGCAAAAGGACAAUUCUGGUAUUUGCAGUCCUGUGAGUCCCUUUUUAAUUUUGGGGGGAGGGGGUAGGAGGGCUUAAUCUCUGUAUGAUCAUCCUAGCUUAGCUUCCUGUUUGUGACUGUCCAUAGUGUGGUGUGUGUUUUAACAACUGGUUUACACUGAUUGUUGCUGUAAAAGUGA
Terrapene triunguis (Three-toed box turtle) is the source of this 8926-nucleotide messenger RNA. It is a transcript of the gene MAPT, whose product is annotated as microtubule associated protein tau. Lineage: Eukaryota; Metazoa; Chordata; Testudines; Emydidae. The transcript has 14 exons. Gene Ontology annotation, cellular component: neuron projection. Gene Ontology annotation, biological process: neuron projection development; microtubule cytoskeleton organization. Gene Ontology annotation, molecular function: microtubule binding. The coding region runs from base 14 to 2593 and encodes 859 amino acids. The record is from RefSeq and is a predicted model, not a curated record.